CCCAGACUACUCACAACCCCGGCAUCUCCCUCCACCUCCCACCACCGCGAGGGGCGACCCGAGAACACCACCAGCACGGCCGCCAUGUGGCGCCGCCUCCAAACCCUAGCCCCCUCCCUCCGGUGCGUCGCCGCCACGCUGUCGUCCUGCGUCCGCGCCGCGCCCCUCUCCACGGCGUCGGCGGCGUUCCGGCACACCUCGCCCCUCCUCUCCUCUCCUGGUGACAAGCUGGCGCCGACCAAGGUCGAGGAUGUCAUGCCGAUCGCCACGGGGCUAGAGCGCGAGGAGCUCGAGGCGGAGCUCCAGGUGAGGGGGGAGAAGAGGUUCGACAUGGAUCCUCCCGUCGGCCCCUUCGGCACUAAGGAGGAACCAGCUGUGAUAGAAUCCUACUAUAAUAAGAGAAUAGUUGGCUGUCCUGGUGGUGAAGGAGAGGACGAACAUGAUGUUGUCUGGUUUGGUUUGGAAAAGGAUAAACCACAUGAGUGUCAUGUCUGCUCGCAGUACUUUGUGCUCAGGGCCAUUGGUGACAGAGGUGAUCCAGAUGGGCAUGACGACGAUGAAGAUGAACAUCAUUGAGGCCAUGUGUCAAUUGGCGAUAAUAAUAACCUGGUGAUACAUGGUUUUGGUUUAUCUUUGCAGUAUCGAACUGCUCUAUAGUGUUGUAAUUGAUGAGUGUUUGACCAUGAAGCAGGACAGGUGGUGUUUUUCGCCUAUGGAUUUUGUUGGAACCGUGUAGACUUUACAUGUGUUUCUGUUUGG
Setaria italica (foxtail millet) is the source of this 759-nucleotide messenger RNA. RefSeq names its product putative cytochrome c oxidase subunit 5b-like. The coding region runs from base 85 to 576 and encodes 163 amino acids. Lineage: Eukaryota; Viridiplantae; Streptophyta; Magnoliopsida; Poales; Poaceae. Gene Ontology annotation, biological process: mitochondrial electron transport, cytochrome c to oxygen. The transcript is spliced from 6 exons. Gene Ontology annotation, cellular component: mitochondrial envelope. The record is from RefSeq and is a predicted model, not a curated record.